Messenger RNA from Mandrillus leucophaeus (drill), 1430 nucleotides. It is a transcript of the gene CFAP68, whose product is annotated as chromosome unknown open reading frame, human C11orf1. The transcript has 4 exons. The record is from RefSeq and is a predicted model, not a curated record. Lineage: Eukaryota; Metazoa; Chordata; Mammalia; Primates; Cercopithecidae. Gene Ontology annotation, cellular component: nucleus. The coding region runs from base 670 to 1242 and encodes 190 amino acids.
GUCUCUUGGGGUCUGGAUCAGGACCCCUUCUGGUAACAAGAACAUGCUGUAUUUGGUUCUCUGUUCUGUUGUAAGCCAUUUUAACAGGCUGAACCUUACUCUGAAAAUAGUUGAAAACCACUGAAAGAUUUUAAAUGAGAAGAUGAUACAAUUAUACUUUCAUUUUGAAAAAUUCUGCUAUCCUGUGGAGAAAGGUUUGGAGAGCAACAAGGCUGAUGGCAGGAUAAGACAAGAGGCAGCUGCAAUAAUGGAGACAAAGCUGACAGUGAUUUGAAUUGAAAUUUGGCAUUGGGAAUGGAGGGUAGUGGUCUGAUUCAAAAAUCAACAAGACCUAGUGACUGGAUGAAUAUUAAAGACAAGUCAGAGUCAAAGAUAAGCCCCAGGCUUCUGGCUUGAACAACUGAGUGGAUGGGAUGUCUGUUAUUCCAGCCCUAGAGACAGUUACACCUAGAUCUCCAGUAUGAAUACCAGGCCCGUUGGACUUCAUGGGACCAGCUACUCUGGUCAUCAUGUUGUUUGGUAACAUCAGUGCAUGCACCUGUCUUCACAAAGGCAGAUGGUAUGAGGGUAGUUACCUGGGAUGUCAUCCUUCAAUGAUGCGUUACUGGCUUUGUUUCUGCCUGUGGAAAGGCAAGUGGGUGGUGAUUUCCAAAUCAUGGCCACUUGCCCAUGGUAAUCUGGGUGAAUCUUUCUUUGCUUGGAGAACUGGGAACGUCAGGUUUGUCUGCAUCUUUAAAGAACAUGGAACAGCCAAGUAAAAAUUUCUGUCACUCUCAUAAGAAAUCUUCAAACGGCUCAACCUACUCAGCAUCAAGUUACUCUUCUUCAGGAAAGAGACAGAACCUCGCCUGUUUCCUCACAAACCCACAUUGUGGCAGCAUGAUUAAUGCAGAUGGCCAUGGUGAAGUGUGGACAGAUUGGAAUAAUAUGUCCAAGUUUUUCCAGUAUGGAUGGAGAUGCACCACUAAUGAGAAUGCCUAUUCGAACCAUACCCUGAUGGGCAACUGGAACCAGGAAAGAUAUGACCUGAGGAAUAUCGUGCAGCCCAAACCCUUGCCUUCCCAGUUUGGACACUACUUUGAAACAACAUAUGAUACAAGCUACAACAACAAAAUGCCACUUUCAACGCAUAGAUUUAAGCGAGAGCCUCACUGGUUCCCAGGACAUCAACCUGAACUGGAUCCUCCCCGAUACAAAUGCACAGAAAAGUCAACUUACAUGAGUAGCUAUUCAAAAUCUUAAAUCAGGCAUCACUCAGGAUGUGUAUAAUAUCUUAAUAUUGACUAAUUUCAGCAUCCAGGUUUCUAAGAAAUGAUAAGAUACUUCACUUUUCCACAGUAAAAAGAAGGGAGCACAUUCUAAGCACAGCUAAAAAUUUAGCUCACUGUAGCACAGUUUCACUCUCUGAAUAAAUAAAGCAAAAAACACAG